Guyanagaster necrorhizus is the source of this 558-nucleotide messenger RNA. RefSeq lists its product as uncharacterized. The transcript has 7 exons. The record is from RefSeq and is a predicted model, not a curated record. Bases 1 to 558 code for a protein of 185 amino acids. NCBI's taxonomy places the organism in Eukaryota, Fungi, Basidiomycota, Agaricomycetes, Agaricales, Physalacriaceae.
AUGAGUUCAUUCCAAGUUGAAAAUCUCUUCAAUGUGAAGGACAAGGUUGUAAGGUUGUACUGGUCACUGGUGGAAGCAGGGGGAUUGGAAAAUGGAUUCAUAAAGAAUGGGGCAAAGGUUUAUUUAUCUUCUCGUUCUGCUAAGAGCUGUGAAGAGACCGCUGUGAGCUCAACGCACUCGGCCUCGGGAAACGGAACCAGUUCUUCAUGUUCUUGUCGAUAUCGCGGGGGGGCAGCAUGGGGCGAUUCUCUCGAUGACUUUCCGGAUGCGGCUUUCACUGUGCCCGGCAUAUAUGAAACAUAUGCAUACCCAGCUUCGAAGGCUGCACUUCACCAUCUCAGUCGGCAUCUGGGAGGAAGACUUGGUCCAGAAUCGACUGUGCAUAGCUUGGAAGCUGUCAAGGAUGUUUUUACGUCUACGAUACCGUUGCAUCGACUGGGGAAACCAGAAGACGUGGCAGGGGCCGCCCUCUUCCUUGCGAGUCCUGCGGAUGCCUUCGUGAACAGAGCGACGAUCACGCUGGACGGCAGGAUGCUGGUGCCAAUGACCAAGCUGUAA